Molecule: messenger RNA, 1649 nt
Organism: Seminavis robusta
Lineage: Eukaryota; Bacillariophyta; Bacillariophyceae; Naviculales; Naviculaceae
Source: the annotation of a GenBank genome assembly
GUUNNNNAAACACCAAAGUAUGCCCUAUUGUGUUCACUUCACCUUGACCACGCACGAACAGGCCCUAUGACAUACUGUAACCCUUCCCAAAGAUUCUUUACUAAAAGACUGUACGGACAGCCAGGGCCCACGGACAAAUAUGACAAGCGGACAGACGAGGCCGAUCCUUACGCUACGGACGCCGCACGGACAUCUUGAUUCGAAUCGAUUCGACUAAUCAUUCGAAUAAUUAAAUUCGAUCAUUCACCCUUCUCUGACGUUGGUGGCAUCGCAGAAAAAAAUGAGUGGCAGACAUCUGCAUCCUUCUUCUUCGUCUUUUUGUUCUUGACCAUGGCAACAGUUUUGCCUUGAUAUCUUUGUUGAGCUUGUCCAAUCUCUUUUUCACGGUGAUAGAUUUGAUUCAGAUCAGAUCAGAUUGACUAACUCUACUAGUAGCUAGAAGCUUGCUAUAGUAGAGCCCAGAUCUGAUCCAUUUGCUGUCUUCUCCCGUAUCCAAGCCAUACAUCACAAAGUUGGAGCAAGAUGUUGAGUCCAAGGUUCCCCGUGGCAGCACUCUGUGUGCUGCUGUCCAUGACAACAUGGAUGAGUAGUCGAGUCGAAGGAUUCUCUGCCAUGCCAUCUACUAUGCAUAGUAGAUCCAUGAAAUCGGGAACCCGAUUGUGGGUUAAGCGAGAGCCAAUUCGAAUGCCGAGUCAAACACCCAUGGUUCCCUACAAGGCCCCCGGCAGUGACUAUACUCAAUUUGUCGAUAUCAACUCGGCCAUGUACCGCGAUCGCACCCUCAUGAUUAGCAAAUUCAUUGACGAAAACUACGCCAAUGAAAUCAUUGGCAUUAUUCUGUUUAUGCGUCGCGAAAAUCCACGCGCUCCCAUUUCCAUUUACCUCAAUUGUCCCGGCGCCCUCUUGCGUCCCGCAUUGGCCGUGUACGAUUUGCUCUUGCAGACGCGCGAGAAUUGCGAAAUUGAUACCGUCAAUUUGGGAUUGUGUUCGGGCAUGGCGUCGCUCUUGUGUAGCGCCGGUACCAAAGGACAACGUCGGGCCAUGCCCAAUAGUCGAUUCUUGUUGCAGCGCAUUGGAUUGGAAGGAACCUUUCGUGGACAGGCCACCGAUAUUGCCUUGGAAGUCAAGAAUGUCAAGAAAUGGAACGAACGAAUGGAAAACGAAUUGAGUCUGUUGACGGGACAACCCGUCGACAAGAUUCAGCAGGAUUUAAAGCGGGAUUUUUAUUUGAGUAGUGAUGAAGCCGUCCAGUAUGGAUUGAUUGAUGAAGUCAUGUUGCCCGCACAACGAAAGCGAGCGGCACGAGGACAAGCUGCCGAUUUGGGGGCAUUCGAAGGUGAAGAGGAACAACGUUACCAGAAUCAACCUGAAGCCCAACAGGGUGGAUGGGGCAGUCAGCAACAAACACAACGACCCCCGAACAAAAAAGACGACGAUGAUGGUCCGGAAAUUCUCAAGGGAUAAAUUCAAUACUAGCUAGCUAGCAAGGCAGAGUAAGAGACUUUCAACUUUGUUCAACUUUUUGAUUCGAUUGAUGCACCGAGACCAUGCAGCCAGUGGCGAUUUUUAAAAACAGAGCAAUCGUCCUUCAAUCAUGCAAUCUGUAGGCUGCCGCCGGUGUACUGUAUCUUUCCGUCAGAAUAGAUGCA